Molecule: messenger RNA, 4931 nt
Organism: Archocentrus centrarchus (flier cichlid)
Lineage: Eukaryota; Metazoa; Chordata; Actinopteri; Cichliformes; Cichlidae
Gene: mtmr14
Product: myotubularin related protein 14
Exons: 19
Coding region: 680-2644 (654 amino acids)
Biological process (GO): dephosphorylation
Molecular function (GO): phosphatidylinositol-3-phosphate phosphatase activity
Source: RefSeq, a predicted model, not a curated record
UCACAUGGUUAAGCCUGCUUCCUGUUUAUCGGUUGUUGUACUUUCAGUCUGCCGUUUACAGAUUGCAACACGGCUCGGCACUGCUGAGGCUGUAGUCCACAACAGCAUAUUUGCUACUUUACGGUGACAGGACAGUUCAUUGCAUACAUUUUACCAGUUAAUAUUUGUGGUUACUAAAGAUACAUGUAGACAUGGCACCGAAGAAACGUGAGUAGGCCGGGAAGCAUCCUGGAGAUUUCCUGACACCAGGUGACCGGGAGUUCUGUGUGUUGGUGCUGCGAGACGGACGAAAGUUCACCUAUACCGGAAAAUAAAACUGCUGCGAACUUCCCUUGAAUGAAUUUACGAAGGCUUUGAGUUGGUGGAAAAGACGAACAAUACGCCUGGGAACCUGAGCUAGCCUGUUAGCUAGUCUUGCUAACUUCUGUAGCCAGCAGCUGUGGAGUGAGCGGCCGGCUGUGCGGGCUGGCUAACUUGUUGUGUUUGGAGAGUGGAGCAGUUCGCCGGUGCCCUGAAUUCAAGAAGACUCCCCGGCUCCGGCUCCCUCAAGCGGGCAGUCAGGAAAAAGCUGCCUGGGAAGGGAUGGCCUGGUCGGUCUCCCCGUCCCAGAGGACAAGGCUCAGCAGUGUUUGAAGGAGGUCGAGUGCGGUUAGAAGCCACCGCGGCGGGUCGAGGCAUUAUGACGGACACCUCUCUCCACACGGCCGGCGGCUUCCCGGCUUCCGGGCUGCUGGUCAGAAAGAGCGAAGAAAUAACUGAUUUGAUAGACCUGUUUUCCAAGACGCAGUACAGGGCUAAAGAAGUAACUCCUCGGGUGGAGGCCAUAGAGAAGCGCUGUCUGCACCUGUUUGCCAGAGAUUACAAGUACAGUAUCAUCCAAAAUGCCAAUGGAGAAGUGUGCGGACACUACCCCCGGCAGAUAGUUUUCCUAGAGUAUGAAUGCACAGAUGUGGAGAAAGACAGGUUUGAGAGCACAGUGCAGAUCAGCAAGCUGCAGGACCUAGUGAACCGGAGUAAACUGGCUCGCUGCAGGGGGAGGUUCGUCUGUCCAGUCAUCCUCUACAAUGGCAAGCAUAUAUGCCGAUCUUCCACACUGGCAGGUUGGGGGGAGUUAUACGGACGCACAGGUUACAACUACAUCUUCUCAGGGGGCAGUGAUGACACAUGGACAGAAUCAGAGGAGUUCCCAGAGGAUGACAGCGUAGUCAGGAAUGGAGACUCCCAUCUCUUCGACAAGGUUCGAGGUUAUGACAUUAAGCUGCUGCGUUACCUCUCAGUUCGCUACAUCUGCGACCUAAUGGUGGAGAACAAGAAGGUUAAGUUUGGCCUCAAUGUGACGUCCUCAGAAAAGGUGGACAAGGCCCAACGCUAUGCAGACUUCACUUUGCUCUCUGUGCCUUACCCAGGAUGUGAGUUUUUCAAGGACUACAAAGACAGAGAUUACACAGCAGAGGGUCUAGUAUUUAACUGGAAUCAGGAUUUUGUGGACGCUCCUUUGACAAUCCCCAUGUGCUUCACUCAGAACUUGAACAUUGACUGGACUCGGUACCAGUCAUGGGACCUGGUGCAGCAGACCCAGAACUACCUGAAGCUACUUCUCCACAUCAUCAACAGUGAUGAUGAUAGCGGCCUUCUAGUGCACUGCAUAUCAGGAUGGGACCGAACGCCUCUGUUUGUGUCCCUCCUCAGGCUCUCCCUGUGGGCAGAUGGUGCAGUGCACGCCAACCUGGAGCCAACAGAGAUCCUGUAUUUGACUAUCGCUUACGACUGGUUCCUCUUCGGUCACAUGCUGCCGGAUCGACUCUCCAAAGGGGAAGAGAUUUUCUUUUUUUGCUUCAAUUUUUUGAAGCACAUUGUCUCAGAGAAGUUCUCUACUAUUAAAAGGCAGAGAAGAAAAAACUCUCACUUCAAAGAUGAUUUCACCUUGGAGGAACUCUGCCAGUUGAAGUCCAAGAAUCGUGGCAGUGUGACUAGUUUGAGCAGCGACUUUUCCCUCAUCACUGAAGAGAUGGCCAGUGCCUCAAGCUUGACCAAUGACACUGUGGACCUGUCCUCCAGCCAGCCCCAGGCCUCCAACUGGAGAAAAGGCACCGCUUCCUCUCCUCCGAUGGUGGUUUGGAAUAAACAGAACCCUCUGGAUGAGCGCUUCGCCCAAACAGCAAAUGAGGCCAGGUCUUCCAGCUCCUCCUCCUCCAAUCAGUCAGAGCAUGGAGGCACUCGUACUGGCAGCAGCCCAUUGGCUGUUCCAAGGAGAAGGUUAGCAGCGGACUGUGCUCGGUCAGGGUCCUCCCUCUCUACAGAUUACGGUAGUUGGCAGAUAGUUUCUGGUUGUGGCAGCAUCCACGACCACGCCCACUUCCCUCCACCUUUGGCCUCGGCCUCCUCCUCCACCUCGUCCGCUGCCGUCGCUGCCUGCGACUCCCCCCUGCCAUUCAGCUUUCAGGAUGAAGCUAGUGGACGAAUGUGUCCCUUCCCCUCUGAGCGUCAGGCCCGUCUGGAGGCAGUGCGGGAAGUCUUCCUGGCAGCCUACAGCUCCACUGUUGGCCUCAAGUCCUCAGCUCCCAGCCCCUCCGGCGCCAUCUCCGGCCUGCUGGAGCAGUUUGCCCGUGGGGUGGGCCUCCGUGGCAGUAACACCAUUGUUUGAACCCUUCAAUGUGACUUUGGACCCUCCUGCUUACAUCCAGUCGAUUCAGCAUGUCUGGACUCAGUACAAGUGCCAAACACCCCUGUUCAGUUUAGGGGUGAAGCAUUUUAUUUUAUAUAUGUUUUUAAUUUGAUUUUUACAUUUUAUUUUCUUAUGGACUUUUUUUUUUUUUUUAAUUUCCAUGUAGAGUUUCACAUUCAGGGAGGGGAAAUGGUUUCAGCCACACAAUCAAAAAGGGAUAUAAAUAUAAAUGGCUGAGUAUAAAGAAUUCUUCCUUAGUCUGUUGAUAGAUUUACAGUUCUAGCAGUGACUGUUCCAUGUCCAGUAAUAUCACUUGAUUUCUUUUGGUUAUGCUGCUGUUCACUGAUCUGAGCUGAAAGUUCUGGUGGGUGGCAAAAAUGAGAGAAACAAAGCACUUAAUGUGUUAUAACAGAAAAGGCUCAAAGCUGUUCUUAUUUUAAUUUGGUGCUGUAGUUUAGAAUCUAAUCAGGUUCACAGGUUUGUGGGGUCUAGACUUGCAGGAUUUUGUUUUUGCGUCUUAAACUAAACUGGUUUUGAAAAUCCAGUCCCAGUCAGCUUGAGAUGGUAUCUUUACCCUGGAAAUGGCUUUUUUUUUUUUUUUAAUUUCCUUUCUUGUAAAAAGACCGGAUUUAAAACAAAGUUAAGCUGCCGCCCAUUUGCCACGUGGCAUGACUGCCCCCCACUUCCAGUGACGUACGAAAGCUUUUGCUGAAAGACCUUCUGUAGUCUUAUUCAAUAACCUGACAGCAACUUGGUCUAAAGAAAACUGAGCUUCUCACAUUUUACAAAAAACUAGUCUGUACAAGAUGUUUGGUGCCUAAAAGUGGAAACAAUAUUAUUGGACAAUUUAAAAAGAACUCUUUCCCCAUCACCACCAUUUGGCUUAAGUUGGUGGCACUAACUAAAGAAGCCAAACCGUUCAUUUGGUUAUUUUUGUGCCUGAGCCUCGAGUUGACUGAAGUGACAACAGGACUGUACCUAAAAGUGUAACAGUUCAAAUUCAGGCUAAAAGCUGGUAAAGACCACACCUCUGCCUGCUAUAUCCAGUCUUCAGGCCAGGGACCUUUUAAGCUGGCCACAUUGCAGAGGUUACUCACUUAAGGGCAAAUGCUAAAAGUUGAUUUAAUACAACAAGAAUAUGGAUGAACUGCAUUUCAGGUUCAGUUGAACACCUGUCCCAGAAAACUCAAUGUCACUUUGGGGGUGGUGUCGAUGGCUGGGUGGUGGUAAUUGGAAAAUACAGCUUGAUUUGCUGACGGAUCAGAUGUUUGCUUUGUAAUUUUUGUAAGAUACUUUCAACAGGUAACAUUACACUGAGCAUUUAGUGUGAGUAAGGUAGUCGAAGAAAAUAGUUUGACAACUUGCAUGAUAAGUUAAUCAGUUUUUAUUUUAUUUUUUUAAAUAUACAAGUUUGAAUAUCUAAGGACUGUUCCAUAAUGGUCUUACAUAGGGUUAUAAUUUAAAAAAUGUAUAAAAAUGUAACUUUCAACCUUAUCAGUUACAGUAUCACCAUAUCCUUUACUUGAGUCCAUAUCUGUUUAUGGUUCAGUGACAGUGAAGAAGCACUGAGCAUUAUGGUAGCAGAUAUGAACCAAAGGCUUUUUCAAUGUCGUCUCUCGUUUGACUCCAGUGAAGCGAGGUCCUCUCUAUUCCUGCCAGUACUGAGAUUUCUGCCCAGCUGUCGUCACACACUGUUUAAAACACACGCACCUUCUUUCAGGUCACACUCGGAGCUUUCUGCCCAGUCAGCCAUCGGGUAGUUCACACUUAAGUAAUUUUUGUGUAGUAGUUUUAUUUGGAACUAGCUUAUCAGUGUUGCCAGACUGUUUGACAGCUGCUGUACCUCAGGGCCUUUUGUUGUGCCUUUUUUUUUUUUUUUUUCCCCCCCUUAACCUUUUAACACUGGAUCGGACCUGUCCAGUUUCAGGUGUAUUUUCUGUUAAUGAUUUUAAGAGCAUUCUAGAGGUUUGGUGCUGUCUGUAAAUGAACGUUUUGACUGUAGUGUUAGCAGACUUAAAGUAAAAUUUGUGGGGCUUUCCACUCUCUCUCAUGUAGUUGCAAGUUUUUGUUGUACACAGUGACAUAAAGCUGAGUCUUACGGAUUCUCCAUGAGACUGCUGAUGUGGGAUGUCUGCAGCAGUCAUUUGUUUCUGCCUCUCAAAAUGAUUGUUGCUGAAGACGAUUUAAUUUUUAAUGAAGUUUUUUUUUUUUUUUUUUUUCUUACUAAAAAUUCUCAAAUUUUAGUAAGAAAUCUGGGAAAUGUAUU